UCGGUGCACAUGCAGGGCCACUGCCAGAACCAGUAGGGGCUCUGUGGCUGAGCUGAGCGGUUUCCAAAACUGAGCUGGGCGUGGCAGUUCACACCCGUAAUCCCAGCAUUUUGGGAGGCUGAGGCAGGGAGAUUUCUUGAGGUCAGGAGUUCGAGAGCAGCCUGGACAACAUAGCAAGACCCUAUCUCUACAAAAAAUUAAUAAAAAAUUAAAAUUCCAAGAUGCAAGAGAUUGGUGUGAGUUGCUGUGAAGGAGGGGAUGUGUGUGGGGUUAGGCUCCUUUCCCAGUGACCACCGGUCUGUAUAACUCUGUUGUGUCAAUGAGAAGAAAGUGCCCCCUCCUCCAGGCUGGCACAGCCCCAUGCCAGAGUGCAUGGCUCAGAGAGUGGAAUGUUGACACCUAGAGCAGUGAACAACCUGUGCAGCUGCCCAUGGAGUUCCCAGUGGUUCCUAGAGUCAGUGGCUCCAAGGAACCCAAUUUGGGAGCCCUGGAUAUAGUCUUACCCUCUCCCCUUGUUUUAUGGAGUUGGAGCUGGGGCCCUUAGACGGGACUGGCCUGACCAGUCAUGCUGUGAGUCUGUCUGCAGUAGAGCCUAGAUUUCCCCAGGUCUCUAACUCUCCCUGGCUUCCUCAGACAUGUGGAUCGUGCUGUGGUGCUGGGAUGUGGUCGCUCAUGGGCCCCUUGUGGGCAGUGGCUCAGUUCACAUCCUGGGCAGAUGUCGGGGUCUCAACCUCAGGCCCCGAACCACAAAGAGAGUGGGAGGCUUUGACUGUGGUCAGGAACUUUGCAGCCAGGGCCCUGGGCCCUGCUGUCCCACCCCUUGUCAUACAAACCUUGCUUCCCUCUGUCCCCUUCCCCUGAGCCCCAUGCAUGGAGGAGGUGGGUCUAGAAUGGGGACAUUGGGCUAUGCCUUAUGGCUGUGGACUGGGCUGGAGGGAGGGAGCUGUAGGUGGGCUGCCUGAGCUCUGGUAUUACUACCCCAGCUCUCUUCCUGGGGUGGGGGCUCCCACAGGCUUCCUUCCUGCUGCUGGCAGGCGGAGGCUGAGCUAGGGAUCUGGCCUGGUGGGAGGGCAUUCACAUGUGCAGAACCACAUAAUCAGAACUGCAAGCAGUCACACAGCCACAUGCUGUUGCUUUGUGGAAAGUCACAUGGUCCAUAGCAAGACUCUCCAGCUGCCACCCUCCCCCCGGUCUCAGUAAAGGACUGAGGAGGAAAGGGCAGAGACCACUGCCCUCAGAGAGUGCCAGUGUGAUGGAAAGGACAGGGCUCCUGCCGUCCAGGAACCCCUAAUCUGGUGGAGGAGACAGGGCACCUAGAGUUAGGCAACUUCCAGUCUAACAGGACAGAAGAGUCUAAAAUGCUGUCUCUAAUGGGAUGCAGCUCAAAUCCUCAAAGCCACCAGCACUGGAUUCAUCAGAGUGGGAUAUGAUCAGUCAGAGUGGGCUGCCUGGAGGCAGUGGGCUGAGUGCACACAGUUUUGGGAGGGAAGGUCGAAGAGGAGUGGGGCUGGUGGAGGGAACCAGGAAAUGGCACCAAGCAGCCCCUGCCAGGGUUUGGACUGGGACAGGGUUCCGUGUCUGGGGCACUGGGAGUCUGGUGAGAUGGAGCAUGCCGCCCAGAUGGAGCAGAAGCAAAACGACACAGAGAACAAGAAGGUGCACGGGGAUGUGGUGAAGUAUGGCAGCGUGAUCCAGCUCCUGCACAUGAAGAGCAACAAGUACCUGACGGUGAACAAGCGGCUUCCGGCCUUGCUGGAGAAGAACGCCAUGCGGGUGACCCUGGAUGCCAUGGGCAACGAGGGCUCCUGGCUCUUCAUCCAGCCCUUCUGGAAGCUGCGGAGCAACGGGGACAAUGUGGUUGUGGGGGACAAGGUGAUCCUGAAUCCUGUCAACGCUGGGCAGCCUCUGCAUGCCAGCAAUUACGAGCUCAGCGACAACGCCGGCUGCAAGGAGGUCAACUCUGUGAACUGCAACACCAGCUGGAAGAUCAACCUCUUUAUGCAGUUCCGGGACCACCUGGAGGAGGUGUUGAAGGGGGGAGACGUGGUGCGGUUGUUCCAUGCGGAGCAGGAGAAGUUACUGACGUGUGACGAGUACAAGGGCAAGCUGCAGGUGUUCCUGCGCACUACGCUGCGCCAGUCUGCCACCUCGGCCACCAGCUCCAAUGCUCUCUGGGAGGUGGAGGUGGUCCACCACGACCCCUGCCGUGGAGGAGCUGGGCACUGGAAUGGCCUGUACCGCUUCAAGCACCUAGCCACGGGCAACUACCUGGCUGCCGAGGAGAACCCCAGCUACAAAGGUGAUGCCUCGGAUCCCAAGGCAGCAGGAAUGGGGGCCCAGGGUCGUGCAGGCCGCAGGAAUGCUGGGGAGAAGAUCAAGUACCGCCUGGUGGCCGUGCCUCAUGGCAACGACAUCGCCUCUCUCUUUGAGCUGGACCCCACCACAUUGCAGAAAACCGACUCUUUGGUGCCCCGGAACUCCUCAGUCUGGCUGCGGCACCUCUGCACCAACACAUGGAUCCAGAGCACCAACGUGCCCAUUGACGUUGAGGAGGAGCGGCCCAUCCGGCUCAUGCUGGGCACCUGCCCCACCAAGGAGGACAAGGAGGCCUUUGCCAUUGUGUCGGUGCCCGUGUCCGAGAUCCGAGACCUGGACUUUGCUAAUGACGCCAGCUCCAUGCUGGCUAGUGCCGUGGAGAAACUCAGUGAGGGCUUCAUCAGCCAGAAUGACCGCAGGUUUGUCAUCCAGCUGCUUGAAGACCUGGUGUUCUUUGUCAGCGAUGUCCCCAACAAUGGGCAGAAUGUCCUGGACAUCAUGGUCACCAAGCCCAACAGGGAACGGCAGAAGCUGAUGAGGGAGCAGAACAUCCUCAAACAGAUCUUCGGCAUUCUGAAGGCCCCGUUCCGCGAGAAGGGGGGUGAAGGUCCCCUGGUUCGGCUGGAGGAGCUGUCUGACCAGAAGAGCGCCCCCUACCAGCACAUGUUCCGCCUGUGCUACCGCGUGCUGCGGCAUUCCCAGGAGGACUACCGCAAGAACCAGGAGCACAUCGCCAAGCAGUUUGGGAUGAUGCAGUCCCAGAUUGGCUACGACAUCCUGGCGGAGGACACCAUCACUGCCCUGCUGCACAACAUCCCCAAGCUCCUGGAGAAGCACAUCACCAAGACUGAGGUGGAGACCUUUGUCAGCCUUGUGCGCAAGAACCGGGAGCCCAGUUCCAGAAGCCAGAAGUCCAAGAUCAAGAUGUCAGCAUGGUUGGGUUCUGGUGAGGACCCUCUUCUGGGCUGCACACUGCCCAGAAGUCAUAUCUUCACAUGGGAGAGGGCAGAGAGAGGAAUCAAGCUCCCUCGUGACUCUUGUAAGGUUACCAAUUCCAUUCAUGAGGACUCUACCCUGAUGACCUCACCUAAUCCUAAUCACCUCUCUAAAGACCCACAUCCUAAAACUAUCGCAUUGGGAGUGAGGGUUUCAACAUAUGAAUUUGGCAACGGAAAAGAACGCAAAUUCAGUCCAUCACAGAUAUUAGGUUAAGUAAGAAACAUUAUUGGGCUGGGCGCGGUGGCUCACGCCUGUAAUCCCAGCACUUUGGGAGGCCGAGGCGGGUAGAUCACUAGGUCAAGAAAUCGAGACCAUCCUAAUCAACAUGGUGAAACCCCGUCUCUACUAAAAGUGCAAAAAAUUACCUGGGCA
Molecule: messenger RNA, 3687 nt
Organism: Callithrix jacchus (white-tufted-ear marmoset)
Lineage: Eukaryota; Metazoa; Chordata; Mammalia; Primates; Cebidae
Product: inositol 1,4,5-trisphosphate-gated calcium channel ITPR3
Biological process (GO): release of sequestered calcium ion into cytosol
Cellular component (GO): sarcoplasmic reticulum; endoplasmic reticulum membrane; secretory granule membrane
Molecular function (GO): inositol 1,4,5 trisphosphate binding; calcium ion binding; phosphatidylinositol binding
Source: RefSeq, a predicted model, not a curated record